AUGGCUAAAUGUGAAGUAGACGUUUCAUACUCGAAUAAUAUUGGUCAUAUCAAAGACGGUAUUGUUGAUUUAGCUGCUGGUACAGUAGGUGGUAUUAUAAAUGUCGCUGCUGGACAGCCGUUAGAUACUGUCAAAGUUAAAAUGCAGACAUUUCCAACGUUUUAUCCAAAAGCUAUAGCGUGUUUUGAAUCAGUUUUACGUCUGGAUGGCAUCAGAGGAUUAUACGCAGGUGCUAUACCGGCCUUAACAGCAAAUAUCGCCGAAAAUGCUAUUCUUUUUGCUGCUUACGGAUAUUGUAGAAAGAUGGUUGCAUUUUGUAUUGGACGAUCAAAAUUGGAAGAUAUGACACCAUUUGAAAAUGCUUUGUCUGGUUCGUUGGCAUCCGUUUUUGCAGCAGUGGCUAUUUGUCCGACUGAACUUGUCAAAUGUAAAUUGCAAGCGCAAAGGGAAGCUUUUCCUGGAUUAAGGAGCACUCCAUUCUCAGUAUGUCGUGAUAUGUAUCGAACGGAUGGCUUGAAGGCAUUUUAUACGGGUAUGUUAUCAACCUUAUGCCGUGAAACGGUCGGGUACUUUCUCUUUUUCGGUGCAUAUGAGUUAUCCAGACUUUAUUUGACACCGGAGGGAAAGUCGAAAUCUGAAAUUGGCAUUUUGCGGACAGCACUAUCCGGUGGAAUUGGUGGUGUUGUAUUAUGGAGUGCUGUUUAUCCAGUAGAUGUGAUUAAAUCUCGUAUGCAAGUUGCUGGCUCAGGAAGGUUCAUUAACAUAUUUCGUAAUAUUGUCAGAAAUGAAGGUAUACGAACAUUAUAUAAUGGAUUAACAAUUACAUUGAUCCGUGCAUUCUGUGCAACUGGUUGCCUAUUUGUGAGCUACGAGAAUUCGAAAUUAUUAUUUAAAACGUGGUUAUCAUGA
This is a messenger RNA of Brugia pahangi, 909 nucleotides long. The record is from the annotation of a GenBank genome assembly. NCBI's taxonomy places the organism in Eukaryota, Metazoa, Nematoda, Chromadorea, Rhabditida, Onchocercidae.